Molecule: messenger RNA, 5282 nt
Organism: Varanus komodoensis (Komodo dragon)
Lineage: Eukaryota; Metazoa; Chordata; Lepidosauria; Squamata; Varanidae
Product: interleukin-1 receptor type 1-like
Exons: 11
Coding region: 1706-3358 (550 amino acids)
Biological process (GO): signal transduction; regulation of inflammatory response
Molecular function (GO): interleukin-1, type I, activating receptor activity
Source: RefSeq, a predicted model, not a curated record
GGGGCAGAUGCACUGCCUGGCGCGUUUUAAGGUGCAAUCCUACGCGUGGUAAGAUAGGCAGAAGAAAAUGCAUACGGUUUCCAGCGUUCUUCAUCCAUCAUAGCCUAGCUGAGGGCUGCAGGACUCGGAACGCGUCGACACAUAGGCGAGCUUGGCAGGUUUGAUCCCACCUUAUCCUGCCCUUAUAUUCGCAAUGUACACGCCGGUCCCUUCACAUUUCUGUCUUUCCUAAGGUGGUUAGGCAGCUGCUACCAAUUCUGCAGGCACGUCGGUUUCUUUGUGCCUCCCAGAAUGACUCUUUGAGACUCUCAUGUAAUGUCUCAAUGGGAGGCUAUGCAUUUUUGGGGGGCUUGUGGCCAAGACGAGAAACAGUCUCUGGCCACGGGCUUACAAUUUUAAAAGAAUUAAUAUGACAGACUGUACGAACUAUUUAGAUAGAGGAACAUUUUUCCUCAAAUGCCAUCCUUUUAUUUUAUUUUGGAAUUGAUACUGAAAUAGGAAGAAGUGCGUGUGCAUGUGCAAAAUAGUUGAAUGUUUCUUUCUAAUCACAAACACAUAAGCAAAUAAGGAAUAAAAAGAGAGGAAUAGGGAGGUCAGGCUGAGUGUGAUGGGAAAGAUGAAACACCUGCAGUUUGUUACACUGUUAAAAUGGAAUGCAAGACUUGCAUAAAUUUGACGCCUAGUUUUGGCGUAAAUACAUAACCGAGGUAACAAAAUUACAGUCAAAGGCUAAGAGCACAGAGUGCCAAAUACAUUUGCUGUGUAUGCGUUCAGUGAGGUAAAUGCAAUCUGCAACUAUGGUGUGGUGCAGAGAGAAAGUGCAUUGCAUAUUGCAUUCUGAAUUAAAAAUGAUUUUCCAAAUCAAGGAAAGUAAUUCCUUGAAACUGGAAAACAAGUGCUUUGGUACACAGUGAAUCUUGCAGUGUGACCUCUUCUCUCCUCACUGAUACAGUUCCUUGGAUGCUCCUCAAACCUGCUCCAAAGGACCCCCAAAGCCUCUGGAGCAGGUUUGGAGGCUGAAGGGGGAGAAGGAAUCCGUCUUCUGCAGGAGAAACAUAAAUACAGAAGCCAUACUUUUCUUGUAAACACAUUUGUGGUAAAAUGCUCGUUAUAAAGUUUGCAGAUAUUUUUCCUCAUUUUCUUACUUUCAUGAAUAGGACAGUGAACUGGUGUUGAUCAUCCCAGAGAUUGUUAUGCCUGUGUAUUUUGGAUGGGAUGCUAGGUCCUUGCCUUGCUUGCUUCGUGGCAGGUAAUCGUUGUGCAUUGCAGGCCCGUGUGUGCUGGAUUCUUGUGCCUUGGGACCCCUUCAUGUUCAGAUUGCACAAGAAGAAUUCCUUUUGAACCGAUGCCAUUGUUCUCAGGUCAAGUGUUAAUAAUAUAAGGAAUACAGAUUAUUAGAUUAGGUAAGCAUAGAUCCUUUUAGUGUUCCAUUUUAAAUGAUUACAUAUAGCUUGUAUGUAUUGAUGCUGCUUAAUGUAUUUAUUAUAACAGCUUAUAAUUUUAUGCCUGAGAAAUGGAAGAAAGUCCUAAUGUUUUUAUAUGCUUCACUUUAUAGCAUACCAGGUGAUUACAGAUAAAGAAUCUAACUAACUUGGAGAAUGGGGGUUUGCUUUCCAGAAAGGGGCGUGUGUGUGUUGACUGUAGGACAGAACUUUUAAAAGGCAAUGCAGGUUUGAACAUCUUUCCAUUCCUUUAUCAGCAAAAGAUGAUCUCGGUUCUGUGGAUCGUUUGUUGGAUCUUUCUGGCUGAUUCUUCAGCUAGGUCUUGUGUCAACAUUGCCACUUUUGUGCCUGUGGGAGAGCCUGGGGCUAUUUGCUGUCCACAAAAGUCUUCAUCCUCUGUACAAGCGAGUGAUAAUGUAACAUGGUACAGAAAUGGUAGUGCUAUACCAAUAACUAGGGAUACCUACUCCAGGAUCCAUCAGCGGGGAGACUUGCUUUGGUUUAAUCCUGCACACAUGGAAGAUUCAGGACUCUAUCAAUGUGUUGGGCAGAACUCAACAAAGGGUGAGAAGCAACUAAUGGUUUUCAACAACAGUGAGGGUUUUUGUUUUAAUCAAGAGAUAACGUAUUUACAAAGACUGUUCUUGCAUAAUUCUGGAAAGUUGACUUGUCCUGACCUCGAUUAUUUUAAAAAUGAAAGUACUCAACUUGUUUUACAGUGGUUCAAGGCAUGCUAUCCUGGAUUAUUUGAAGAUAAGAGAUUUAGGGCUUCUGGAGAAAGUCUCAUAAUUAAUGAACCAAGUAGAAACGAUGAAGGAAUAUAUAUAUGCCAGGCAACAUAUACACACAUGGGAAUAUUGUAUAAUGUUUCACGAGCUAUUAAUCUAACUGUUAUUGUUCUUCCACAGAAAAUACCAGUAGAGAUCAUGUAUCCAAAAAAUAAUUCAAUUCAAGUAGCACUUGGAUCCAGUAUUGUGAUGGAAUGUAAUGCCUCUGCAGGUAUUGAAAACAGUGUCUUUAUGGAUUGGGAAUUUCCUGACAAAUAUGUUCCCCAAGAUAAACCAAAAAAAUAUAUAGCAAUAUCACCUUCAGGAGAUCAGAUACUGGGAAACAAGUUUAAUAUUUCCAAAGUGAAAGAGGAAAACUAUGGACAAUAUUUGUGUAUUGUCUGGUCCUUUGAUUCAGAGCCCGUUGCAGCAUACCUCAUGUUAGAACGCCCAGUUCUAAACUUGCAGCCUUACUUGAUUGGAGGACUUGUUCCACUAGCGUUUAUCCUACUGACAGCUCUGGUCAGGUUUUUCAGAGUUGAAAUAGUACUUUGGUAUCGGGAAUCAUUCCAGCCUCUUAUCAGCAAAGGAGUUUCAGAUGGGAAGCUGUACGAUGCAUAUGUGUUGUAUUCCCAGAAUAUAGCCAAUUGUGCAUAUUCAAUGAAUAUCUUUGUCCUGAAAGUACUGCCUGAAGUCCUAGAAAAACAGUGUGGCUAUAAGCUCUUUAUCUUUGGAAGGGAUGAUUUACCAGGACAAGCUGUGGUCACUGUCGUUGAUGAAGCCAUCAGGCAAAGUAGAAGAGUGAUUCUUGUGUUGGUACCAGAUCCACCCUACUGCAGCAUGCAGAAACCAACCUUUGAAACUGAAAUUGCAGUGUACAGUGCUCUUAUUCGGGAUGGGAUUAAAGUUAUACUGAUCGAACUGGAUAAAAUAAAAGACUAUAGUGAUAUGCCAGAGUCCAUAAAAUACCUUCAGCAAAAACAUGGGAUACUCACAUGGAAAGGAGACCUUUCAGAAAAAUCUCAAAUGGCAACGACAACAUUUUGGAAGAAUGUGAGGUACCAGAUGCCUGCAAGCAAAUGUCCACCUUCCUCAUGCUUUCCUCUGUUGCCAUUAACUUUUAACUCUUCUCCGAUAUCGGAAGGAUGAUUGCAGAACCACAGGAGAACUGUUUGUUUGUACUCAUUCCAGUUGCCAAGCUGGUUUCUGUACCAGCCAGGAAGCAAUCAGUGUUGGCACCUCCAGCGGAAUAAUUUGGACACUUGGGAAGUUCCUUGUCCAAAACAAAUGUGCUCAGCAUGGAGCCGAAGUUUUGUUUUUGGAUCUGUAAGCUCCUUGGAGAAGUGGCAGAACCCUGUGAAUGCUUGAGCAGGGAGACAGUGUGAAAAGACCUUUAAAAUGCUCCUAUUUUGCAGGCAAAAGAAGUGCAUAUGAAAGAAAUUGUGUUUCUCAGUGGUGUGAAAGAAGCGGUCACUAGCCAUAACCUUUCAGAGCCUUCGCAUUUAAGUGCCAAGUAGGGUCCGUCCAUGUUGCCCCAACACGUUUGUGUGGGUAACAGGCAUACUGUGCCUCAGGUUAUUUCCCCCUGCCCUUUAGUCACAGGACCUCAAAACAGCAGGUGUGAGAGUUUGCCUUUCAUUCAAAGGGAUGCCUCAGCUCGAAUGCUUUCAUUCUGCCCCAAAUUCCUUCAGUGCUCCUGCUUAUAUACACUUUUCCAAACUAGCCCCCUUCCCAAGCCUGUGUAGCCAAUAUGAGCUAUAAACAAAUGAGGGUAAAAAAAUCUCUACAGUUCUUUUAACAGGAGGGCUCCAGUUAUUAGGCAGUGGAACAAUGUAAUAAAUUAAUAAGCAAACCAGUAACCAUCUUCCCCACACUGCAUCCUGGGAAUGUAAGUGAGAAGUCAUUUCUGCAAAGCAGCUGGAGCUUUGCUCAGCUUUCCUCUUGUGCUUCCCUGCCCACUGAAAAUGGGGUUAGAUGGAAAUAGAUAUGAUUCCAUAUACUAGGUAUAUUACUGAAGUAUCUCCAAAGGAGAAAACCAAAUAAGCAUCGAAAGACUAUUUUUCUAGGUACCGAAUGUUAAGCAAGGAAUGUUGACUUUCUGGUUUGAUUCAUUUUUUAUUACGUGAUAAUACUGACAAAUAUUGCAUGACUGACUUGGAAAUGAAGUAAUCAUUUUUAAUACUUCAAAAAUGCACCUUUGUAUAAUAUUCCAAAUCUGUUAAACAUCUGCUGACACAUGAGCACUUUAGCUGUAUCUAGUUCUUUCACAUGUUUUAUAUGUUAGGAUUAUUUGAUUCCUUAAAAUUUUCCAAAUAUGUGGGGCUUGAAAACCUAGAGAAUAAUGCAUUACUUUGCUUAUUUUGAUAACUAUAUGAUUAUUCCCAUAGGUGAUAUAAUUGUACAGUUAUGUAGCAGUCCCUGUAACUUUUUAAAGGAAUGUAUUUCUAUGAGAUCUGUGAAUCUGCCUUCAUUCUGGAAUGUAGACAUGGUUCAAAUACAUUUAUUUGAACCAUUGUUUAUGGGAAUUGUAUCCUGAAGAGUUGCCAAAUAUAAGAAUUGAAAUGAUAUGUUAGAGCCAUUCUCUCAAUGGUUCUUUUAAAACCAGAAAUGAGAUCAUAGAUUGAAAUUCAGGUUUAGUCAAAUUUAGAGUAGACCCAUUGAAAGAAAUGUGAUAUAAACUAGUUAUGACUGAUCAUAAGAACUUUAGGAUUAUUGUUUUCAGUGGAUCUACUCAGAUAACAUAGAUGUAUGUAUGGUAUAGCUAAAUCUAGAUCCAACACUUUACAAAAAUAACCAAGUGGUUACUAAACUGUAUUUCCUCACUGGAUAACUGGAAUGUAGUCAGUGUAAUAGAAAUUUUAAAAUAGAUCCAGAAUAAGAAAUUCAUAUCUUUCUGCUCCGAGACUACCAAUGUGUCAUCUUUUAUUUUGGAGACAUACUGUGCAAUUUCUAUAAGCCAAAUAAUUUGUAAGUGAUAUGACACGACAUUGAAAAUAGACUGAUUUUUAGAAAAUUACUUAGUAUGUUUGUUUUGUAUUUUAUUAUUUUCUAUUAAAUAAAAUGUGUUUAUUUA